This is a messenger RNA of Plasmodium falciparum 3D7, 2979 nucleotides long. RefSeq lists its product as uncharacterized. The record is from RefSeq and is a predicted model, not a curated record. Lineage: Eukaryota; Apicomplexa; Aconoidasida; Haemosporida; Plasmodiidae.
AUGAUAACGAAUAAUUACAAGAAGCACAAGAAGCUGUGUCUAAGUAUUCAUCAUAAUAAAGGGCCCAUUUCCGGUAGAAGGCAUAAUAAUUAUUAUGGAUAUAACAAAUAUAAGAAUUAUUAUAAUUAUUAUAAAUUGUAUAAUUAUAAUAAGAUGACAAAUGAUGAAUAUGAAGAAAUGCAAGACGUAGAAAAUAUAGGAGGAGUAGGAGGAUCUGGUGGACCCUGUUAUCGAAAUAUGUCUUCGUUAAAUGAUGUAUAUUCUAAGGGAAGGUAUAAAUAUAAGUAUGCUGAACAGAAAAGAUGUAAGAACUUACCAAGAGAAAAGAAAACGAAUCACACAAGUGACGAUAGCAGUAUUAGUAAUAAAAAAAAUAAUAAUGAUAAAAAGAAAAUCAUUAAAAUAUUAAAAAGACCUACUGAAGAGGAAAUCAAAAAGGAGAUGAAAAUAAAUAAUAAGGAACAAAAGAGUAACGAUAAUAAAAAAGACGAAAAAAGUAAUAAUGGUAAAUGUGAAGAUAAAGAUAAUUCUGAAUUGAAGCAGAUGUUAAAGGAAGGCGAAGCACAUUCCGAAAGAUAUCCCGGAAUGGAUUAUGAACAAGGGGAUAAAAAAAAGGAACAGCAAAAGAGAAAAAAGAAAAAAGAAAAGAAGAAGGAAGGGUCACAGGAUAUAGAAGAAAAGGAAGACAAGCAAAAGAAAGAAAGGAAAGAGAAGAAAUUGAAAAAAAAGGCAAAGGAGGAAAAAUCCAAGAAGGAUAAUAAGACUAUAACAAAAGCGAAAAAAUCGAAGGAUCAGUUCAAGUUUUCAUCAACACAAGAAUUAUUUAAUUUAUUAUUGAAGGAUGUGAAGAAGGAGGAGGACUUUUUAGAAGCCAUAAACGAGUCGAAGGAAAAAGAAGAAAAGAAGGAAGGAGUGGAAACGAAUGCAAAAGAAAAGAGAAGUGUAAUUGACAAAAUAAGUAGUAGAAUUGGAAAGUUAAAUAAUAAAUAUGAGGCAAAUAAGGCAGUGGGUGAAAUGAGGAAGAAAAAUGAUAUGUAUGUGAAAUGUAAGGAAAGUGAAAGGAUGAUAAAAAAUAAGAACAUUAUUAAUACUCCUAGUGGUAAUAGUAGUAAUAAUAAUAAUAAUAAUAAUAGUAAGAAAAAGAAUUGUGAAGAUGAUGAUGUAGGAAGAACUAGUGCAGAUGUAUACCCUAAAGGAUGCAUGUCUCAUGUAAAUAACCUUUUAAAUAGUAAUGGUAAUAAUAGUACUUAUCAUAACCUUGUGGAUAAUAAGGAGAACAUAGAUAAGAUUUACGUAGAUGCUAUGAGUAACCAUCACAAUAACAUGAAUGUAAAUAAUUUUGCGCAUGUGAUGAAUAUGGCAUGUAAUAAUAAUAGUUGUGAUAAGAAAGACGGGAAUGUGGAUGAACAUUCAAAUGUGAGGAUACAUGGGAAAGUAGUGAGUAGUAAUAAUAUGAGGAAAGGAGGAGACAAUAAUAAUGAUGAUAGUAAUAAUAUUACUAUUGGUAAUAAUGAUGUAAUGAGGAACGGAAAGAAAGAUGCAAUGUGGAAAGAAUACGUACUUUUAAAGAAUAAGAAAAGUAAGCAUAAAUAUUACAGUACCAUAAAUAAUAACAACAAUAAUAAUAACAAUAAUAACAAUAAUAAUAAUAAUGUGGAAAAGAUGAGUAUAAAUAAUGUUAGUACACAUUUGAAUAAUAAGAAACAGACGUCGAAGAUUAUGAAGAACCUAGAAAAAAAAUGCCAUAGUAAGUUUGUAACGGUGUUGUUAGGAGGCAAGAGAUUAGAGCAGAAGCAUGAAACAGGGAGUGGCGUGACAAAAGAAGAAGAGGAAGGAAGAAAAAUAAAUAUGAGAGUGGGAAAUGUAAAUUAUAUGAUGAAGUAUGGCCCAUCAGAUAAAAUUAUAUUAAAUGGAAUAAAUCACUCAAAAAAUGAUAACAUAAAUAUGAGUGAUAACAUAAAUAUGAGUGAUAACAUAAAUUUAAGUGGUAAUAACAACAUGAAUAAUGCUAGCCCCAGGUCGAAACCUGGAUCAGGAUCGGUAUCUGUAUCCGGAGCUGUCACGAGCGUAGUUCCCCAAGCCAGUGUUACAAAUUACAAUUUAAAAGGAGAUGUGUCUAAUAACAAAACGGUUAACAUAAAAAAGGAAGAAGAGGCUGGUCAAUUUGUCAUACCUUUAUAUAUGAGAUCACCUAAGCCUGAACAAAUUCCAAUACCUUUAUAUUUCUCCGAGGGAGAAAAUAUAAUAUUGCCUAAGGAGGAGGACAUGGGCGUUGAUGAGAAGAAUCUUAUGAAAGUAGAAGUAAAUAAUGAAAUGAAUGAUAAUAUAAUGGGUUAUGCAAAUGGUACAAUAUUUAAUAAUAACCAUAUGAAUAAUAAUAUGGUUACAAUGAACCCACUGAGUAGUUGUAGCUACAAUUUGAAUGAAACAAACAACAAUUUAUUGAACGACCCGCUGAACAAUAACGUAAGGAUGUUUAAAGAGAAGCUUGCAAAUGCUCACUAUGUGAAGACUAAGAAUUAUACAAGGAAUUUAAAGGAAUAUCUAUAUAUGAACAUGCCGAAAGAUAAGAAUCCUUUAAAUUAUUCGAAGAAAAAGAAAAAGACUUUCUUAAAUAGAAAUUAUGUAACUUUUAAUGUGGAAGUAAAUAAUCAUAACAAAUUGGUGGGAGUAAAUCACGAUAUGGUAAAAAGUGCAGAUAGGAAUAACAUGAAGAGUGUGAAUGGUAGUACAUAUAAUAAUAAUAAUAAUAAUAAUAAUAUUAAUAAUAAUAUUAGUAAUGGUAUACAUUCCUUUCAUACGAUGAAGGCAUCCUAUUAUAAUGGUUGCAACCUGAACAAGGGAGGAAGGUAUUUUAAGGUAGACAAAUAUUUUUAUAGUAAAAAGUAUAAAGUUCGAACUCAUUUUGGUGAUAACAAUGGUCAUCACAAGUACAAGCAUUUUCAAUUUUUGAAGGAUAUAAAGAUAGCAGUGUAUUGA